Molecule: messenger RNA, 2677 nt
Organism: Cornus florida
Lineage: Eukaryota; Viridiplantae; Streptophyta; Magnoliopsida; Cornales; Cornaceae
Product: putative proline-rich receptor-like protein kinase PERK6
Exons: 8
Coding region: 52-2265 (737 amino acids)
Biological process (GO): protein phosphorylation
Molecular function (GO): ATP binding; protein kinase activity
Source: RefSeq, a predicted model, not a curated record
AUCUAUUUGGAGGAGAGGAGGGGCAAGCCCGGUGCACUUUUGACGUAGAUCAUGGCGCCCAAGAGAUUACUUUUAGAAGAUUCAAACCCAUCCGGCGACUCUCAAUCUUCCGAUUCUCCACCUCAGUCAUCCUCCUCCUCAUCGCAAUCACAAUCACAAUCGCCACCCAACAACGACAAUAACAAUAAUUCACCUCCAUCAGGUAGCAGCUCGCAAUCCCCACCUCAAAACUCGAAUUCGGAUUCCCAAUCCCCUCCCCAAAACUCAAAUUCCUCACCUCCUUCCAAGAACUCAGGUUCCUCCUCCUCAUCUCCUCCCCAAAACAACAACAACAACAAUAAUCAGAACAACAACAAUAACCAGAACAACAACAACAGUGGGAGCAACAACAGCAAUGGCAGCGGCAACAGCAACAAUAAUCAGAACAACAACAACGGCAACAACAACAGCAACGGCAACAAUAAUCAGAACAACAACAACAACGGCGGCAGCAACAACAAUAACAAGAACAACAAUGGCAACAGCAAUAAUCAGAACAACAACAAUAAUCAGAACAACCAGAACAACAAUAACCAGAACAACAACAACAACAAGAAUAACCAGAACAACAAUAACAACAAUAAGGGUAAUUCACAUAGCCCACCUCCACCCCCUCCUCCACCACCGCCAAGCAAUGGGAAUAAUCGGUCUCCACCACCUCCUCCACCACUUGAUUCUUCCGGUGAAAGUACUAAAUCAAGUUCAUCUGAUUCGUCCAACUCAAAGAUCAUCAUCGGAGCAGCAGUGGGCGGAGGGUUAUUGCUCAUCAUCAUGAUAGUCCUAAUAGUGUCUUGUGCUAGAAAGAAGAGGAGAAAACCCCAUAAUCAUAUGCAAUAUUACGGGGAUAACUCGAAUGGUGGCAGAAGUAGUGACUAUUACAACAGUGGGCAACAAGGGAAUUGGUACAAUAAAGCCCAACCUACUGCGGACCAUGUUGUUAAGAUAAAUUCACCACCUAAUGUGAGUGCAGAACAUGGUUGGGCGGCUAUGCCUCCGCCUCCACCACCGCCGAUGAUGAGCAGCAGCGAGUUGAGUUCAGCUAACUUCUCCGGUCCAUACCAACCGCCUUUGCCACCCCCGCACCCGUCCAUGGCUCUAGGGUUUAACAACAGCACCUUCACCUAUGAUGAUCUAGCAGCCGCCACCGGAGGGUUCUCAAAGACUAACCUGUUGGGACAGGGUGGAUUCGGGUUCGUUCACAAAGGGGUUUUGCCUAAUGGCAAGGAGAUUGCUGUGAAGAGUCUGAAAUCCGGUAGUGGGCAAGGAGAGAGGGAAUUUCAAGCCGAAGUUGAUAUUAUUAGCCGCGUCCAUCACCGCCACCUUGUGUCGCUUGUUGGGUAUUGUAUUGCAGGGGCUCAGAGGAUGUUGGUUUAUGAAUUUGUUCCUAAUGGUACCCUGGAAUACCAUCUUCAUGGAAAAGAUGCCCCGAACAUGGACUGGCCUACUAGGCUCAAAAUUGCAUUGGGAGCGGCCAAAGGGUUCGCUUACCUUCAUGAAGAUUGCCACCCUAGAAUUAUCCACAGAGACAUUAAAGCCGCGAAUAUUUUGCUAGAGAAUAACUUUGAAGCCAAGGUGGCAGAUUUUGGAUUGGCUAAGCCUAAUUCGGACAACAUCACUCAUGUAUCAACACGUAUUAUGGGAACAUUUGGGUACUUGGCACCUGAGUAUGCAUCAAGCGGCAAGCUAACUGAGAAAUCUGACGUUUAUUCAUAUGGCGUCAUGCUUUUGGAACUAAUCACUGGACGAAAACCAGUGGAUAUGACUAAUUAUGACGACGACACCCUAGUAGAUUGGGCUAGGCCUAUUCUGAUGCGUGCAGCCGAAGGAGGUGAGUAUGCAAAGCUGGUGGAUCCACGCUUGGGAGACAACUAUGACCCUGAUGAGAUGCUGCGGAUGGUAGCAUGUGGUGCUGCUUGCAUUAGACAUUCUGCAAGGAGGCGACCGCGAAUGAGCCAGAUUGUACGUGCAUUGGAGGGUGAUGUUUCGCUGGACGCCUUGAACGAGGGGGUGAAAUCAGGCCAGAAUUCGUCCCACGCCUCGAGUGGGGCAUCAGACUAUGACGGGAAUGGAAACGUGGACAUGAAGAAAUUCAGGAAGGUGGUAUUGGCAAAUAAUAGCGAGGAAUUCUCGAGCGGUGAGCACUUGACGUCCAGCGAGUAUGUCAUCCACCGUUCCCCUUUAGGUGGCGUUGACUCGCACGAAAUAGGCCGCAGGCACAGCCCUUGAGCAAACUCACGCAGUAACAUGCAAAUUCGGAAAAAAAGAAAAAGAAAAAAAAAGGAGAUGAUAUCAAAACAAGUUCUUUCUUUAGCUGUCCAGGUGAAAUAGAGAAACAAGGGGGUUCCUAACAAUGCACAUUCACCAAUUUGCACUUUGAGAACUAGAGAUUUCAGGAUAACUAACUUGGUCUGAAUGGAACUUAUAACACCCCCUUGGUCUGAGAUAAAAAAAAAUAGGUUAUGGUGGUGGUGAAGGCAUCUACCUACAGGACGCAUGCAGUUUCUCAUUUUGUAACUAUGUUCAUUAGGGGAGUCGUUCUAAUAUGUCCGGGAUUUGGAUUGAUCUAUAUAUGGAUCUGUGUUAUUGUACUGUUUUCAAUGUAUAACUAUUUAUAUGGUUGUAUAUUAUUUGGGAUUUA